AGGAGGUGAAGGCGAGAGAUUGAGAGUUCACCUACUAAAUAAUUGUCGGGGAAAGGACUUUAUAGUUACAGACAUGGCUGUGAGAACGGGCCCUCGACUGUCUUUUAGAUCUCGGAUUAGACCUUCUUAACAGAGACCUUAAUCGAUUUGGAAAUUUGACUAGUUGCCUUUAUAACUCCGUCAUGUCAUGUCUUUGAAAAUAGCCAAAGAUCCACCAUUUUUUCAUACCUCGAACCAAAGCCAAAAUCAAUUAAUUCUCCUACUUAUAUUAUUAUGAAACGCCAAUCCAUUUGCACUAUUUCGAAGUUUUAUUUAUCGGGCAGCUGAAAUCACAUAAAUCGAAGCAGACGGUCCUACUGCUGCGGUGCAGCACCCAACCGACGAAAAAGACAGAGUGGUCAAAUUUCGAAAAUUUAAUAAAGUUUAAAUGGCAAAAGAUGGGAAAUCGGGAUCCGAGAAAAGCUCUUUGUAAGGUUCGUGGCAGUCGCUGGGCAGCGGCAGGCCUCUUACUAAAGUCGCAGGUGGUGGUGCCGAUGGAGAGGGAGUGACCUCCAAAACGGUGGCGUUUUGGUUUUUUAAAUCGUUUAGGACAUGUUAGCCAUUCUCUAAUUUCUUUAUUUUCUCUAUUGUCAAAACUGCCCCUCUUCUCUCUUCUUUGGUGAUCUCCUGUGAAAUUGUCUCUCAUUUGGUACACGAAACUAUCUUCUUCCAUUUUCGUGCUAGAUCUGGAGUUCUUUUACUGUUCUUCUCGCAUUUCCCAUUUUCGAUGCCUGUCUACUCCAUCCCUACUCAUUUAGAUUUCAAGCUUUCCAAACUUUGAGUGAAAGUUUUCUGAAAAUACAGCUGAUCUUGCCUUCAAAUUUCAAUCUACAUACAGCUUACCAAGACCUGAUCCGCGAGGCAAACUGACCUCAAUUAAGUUUUUGUAUGGUGGAAAGUGAAAGUUUUGGUGAAAAAAUGGUGUUGAAGAGCAUUGUUCGUGAGCUCAAGGAUCUGCGAGAUGGUAUGGGAAGCAUAUCAAGGAGAAGUUCUGAUGGAAAUCUUAAUUCGAUACGGCGGGGGCGGUCAUAUAUCGCUCCUGAAGGUUCUACUACCUCGUCUUCAGUGAUAAUUUGUCAGAGCCGGUGGGCAUAUAUUCCCCCCGAAUUGCUUGUUAACAUAAUUCAACGUGUAGAAGGCAGUGAGACCUCCUGGCCUGCCAGGAGGGAUGUCGUUGCUUGUGCUUCUGUUUGUAAGUCUUGGAGGGCCAUUACAAAGGAGCUUGUUAGGACUCCUGAGCAAUGCGGCUUACUUUCUUUUCCCAUUUCUCUAAAGCAGCCCGGUCCGAGAGAUGCUCCUAUCCAGUGCUUUAUUAGGAGGGAAAGGCCGAUUGGAACAUAUAGACUGUAUCUUGGUCUCAGCCCUGCUCUUUCAGGUGAUACGAGUAAAUUGCUGUUGGCAGCAAGAAAAAUCAGAAAGGCAACAAGCACUGAUUUUCUCAUAUCCUUAGUUGGAGAGGAUUUCACCAAAACAAAUGGUACUUAUGUUGGAAAACUGAGGUCUAAUUUCCUUGGAACCAAAUUCACAAUUUACGACAAUCAGCCUCCAUGUGACCCUGCCAUCCAAUCCAAUUGUAAGUUGCAGCAAAAGAUCUUCCCAAAACAAGUAACUCCAAACAUACCUGCUGGUAACUAUAGUGUGGCCACCUUAUCUUAUGAGCUCAAUGUUUUCCGUACAAGAGGCCCAAGGAGAAUGCAAUGCACCAUGCAUUCAAUUCCUAUCUCUGCUGUUCAAGAAGAGGGCACAGCUCCUACUCCAACAGAAUUCACAAAGUUUUGUGAUGAGCAAUUUUGUACUGUACCAGUAUCAAAGGGAAAGAAGCCACUUAUUGGAUUCAGCUCCAAUAGCCUCGCUGAGCCACUGGAAUCAAUCCUUAGCACUAGGGAUCCUCUGGUUUUGAAAAAUAAAGCUCCUAGAUGGCAUGAGCAAUUGCAGUGUUGGUGUCUAAAUUUCAAAGGACGAGUUACAGUGGCUUCUGUGAAGAAUUUUCAGUUAGUGGUAUCAGCAGAGCCAUCCCAAAAUAUAUCGGUGGCAGAACAAGAAAAAGUAAUUUUGCAAUUUGGAAAAAUUGGAAAAGACAUUUUUACUAUGGAUUACCGUUAUCCCCUCUCUGCCUUCCAAGCCUUUGCAAUCUGCUUGAGCAGCUUUGACACUAAACCUGCUUGUGAAUGAUCAACUGGGAACAUGCUCAUGCUAGUCUUCCCUCCAAUUUCUAUGUACAUAAAGGUUUCGAUGGAAGCACUUUAGGCUUUGAUCAUUGUUGUGAACAUCUUUGUCUGUAGGCAUCUCUUUUAUGUAACUACAGCGAUAACAGUAAUUUAUGUUACCAAAUAUACCAAUGAUCGACAGAAAGACUAUUCCAUGACA
Molecule: messenger RNA, 2406 nt
Organism: Mangifera indica (mango)
Lineage: Eukaryota; Viridiplantae; Streptophyta; Magnoliopsida; Sapindales; Anacardiaceae
Product: tubby-like F-box protein 5
Exons: 4
Coding region: 928-2211 (427 amino acids)
Molecular function (GO): protein binding
Source: RefSeq, a predicted model, not a curated record